UUCAGUUAAAAGAGUUGAGAUGAACCGACUCUUUUGUGAAUCAGUCGUUCAGAGGAGCUGAGUGUCAUGGCCGGUCAGGUGAAGGCUCUGGUCGGUGCUAAGUGGUUAGCCGAGGCGGUGAAGAACAAGCGCGUGGGACCGAGUUUGCGGGUUCUGGACGCGUCAUGGUACCUACCGAAACUAAACCGCAAUGCGCGUGAGGAGUUCACGCAGCGUCACAUCCCGGGCGCGUCGUUCUUCGACAUUGACGAGUGCUGCGACAAGUCGUCCCCGUUUGAUCACAUGCUGCCCGGGGAGAACGAGUUCGCCGACUACGUGGGAAAUCUGGGCGUCGGGAACGACACGCACGUGGUCGUGUACGACUGCAGCGACUUCGGCUCGUUCGCGGCGCCGCGCGUGUGGUGGAUGUUCCGCUUCUUCGGGCACCGCUCCGUGUCCGUGCUGAACGGCGGCAUGAAGACCUGGCUGCGCGAGGGCCACCCGGUCACCGACCUGCACAGCACACCGGAGCGCGCGCACUUCAGGGCCCAGGGGAACCCCGCGUGGAUCAGAACCUACGAAGACGUCCUGCAGAACCUCACCGACCGGAAGUUCCAACUCGUAGACGCGAGAGUGGAGGGACGCUUCCGGGGGCUCGAGCCUGAACCGCGCGAAGGUAAAUACUGUAGUUUUAAUAACUGCAUCAGUCUAACAGUGAAGUUUCACUGUAUCACACAUGCAGGUUCAUCCCCAGGGUUCUCUUAUCAGAUACAGGUGAUGGAUAGAUAGAUAGAUGGAUAGAUA
Pangasianodon hypophthalmus (striped catfish) is the source of this 783-nucleotide messenger RNA. It is a transcript of the gene mpst, whose product is annotated as mercaptopyruvate sulfurtransferase. Gene Ontology annotation, molecular function: thiosulfate-cyanide sulfurtransferase activity. The record is from RefSeq and is a predicted model, not a curated record. Gene Ontology annotation, cellular component: mitochondrion. The coding region runs from base 67 to 768 and encodes 233 amino acids. Gene Ontology annotation, biological process: transsulfuration. The transcript has a single exon. Lineage: Eukaryota; Metazoa; Chordata; Actinopteri; Siluriformes; Pangasiidae.